AUGCAAACACGCAUGUUCGGUUUGUUUAUUCGAGUUGGGUACCUCACACAAAGAGGCGACAUCAUCAUGCAUGUGCAAUUACUGAUUGCGUUCAUGUGUUAUUCAUGCAAGUUGGUGCUAAGUGCGGAACAAGCUGCUCAAUCAAUGUUUCGUCCCACGACUCCUGAAACGCUGACUAGUGAAAACUAUCCCAACGAAAUUCAUUGGAUUACCACGGAAGAUGGCUAUAUUCUUCAAAUUCAUCGAAUCACGGGACCAGGUCCCAGGAACUCUACAGUUUCAAGACGUGGUCUUCCUAUUUUAGUUACACAUUCGUUAUGUUCAUCUUCUUAUGAUUAUAUUGCACUUGGUCCGGAUUUAGCUUUAGGAUAUUUGCUUGCGGAUAAUGGUUUUGAUGUUUGGUUAAUAAACAACCGAGGUAAUGAAUAUUCUACUAACCACACCACGUUGGACCCACACAGUUGGAUAGAUCAUCGGUAUUGGGACUUCACGUGGCAUGAGAUGGGUAUCUACGACUUACCAGCAGUGAUCGACUACGUUUUAAACACCACCGGAUUCCAGCAGGUUUACCAGAUUGGGAUGUCCGAAGGUGCAACGCAGUUCUACGUGAUGACCUCCUCACGCCCUGCAUACAAUGACAAAGUGAAAGCGCACUUCAGUUACGCACCGGCAACGUUCCUAUGCCACUUGUCCAAUGUACCCACCUUGAUCCUAACCUUUCCAGAAAGAUAUGGACUGGUUUCGUUCGUGACGCAAUUUAUUGGCUCCUUCAGUGUGAUUCCCAAUUCGGAACUCUUUUCGUACUUGACCGCUGUAUGUCCCCUGAAUGCACUAACAGAAUCAUUCUGUGGUUCCAUCUAUUCACCUUUUGCCGAUUCAAAUCCAGAGCAACAAAGUCCUGAGAAACAAAGACUUAUCUUACAGCAUACCCCAUCUGGCUGCUCAUCGAAGACAAUCAUUCAUUACACACAAUCAGUGCGUUCAUGUGGAUUUGGUUUGUAUCAAGAUAACUUCUUCCAACCGCGUCAGGAAUACGAUUUGCAGAAUAUACGCACACCGUUGUAUGUGUAUUACAGUAACAUUGAUCGUUUCGUGAGUUCCUUAGAUGUGUUCCAUCUGAAUGAUACGUUAACAGUUGGCUUCGCUGCAUCUUCAGAAAAUCGCGUCCUGGGGCAUGCCGAUUUUGUUUAUGGCAUUAGUGCACGUGCGCUUGUCUAUGACGAUACUAUAUCACGUUUAAUUAACUUCAACGAUGAUUGUUUUGUUUCGGGCCCGUCUGAUUGGUCAUCUGGUCACAGGUUCCUUCACCAAAGUCAAGAUCCACGACGCGCGAUAAAGGAAGUCAUGACCGUGCGCCUGUUCGCCAUCGUAGGUUUCCUAGUCGCGAGCGCGACUUGCCUGGAUUUCGGCAGCCAAGAAGAGGACGCCAUUUUGCGAACGCCGGAGUUAAUUAGAAAGUACGGCUACGAGGUGCAGCUACACAACGUCAUCACAGACGACGGCUACGUACUAACGCAUCAUCGCAUCCCCUACGGCCGGAAGCAGAACAAAAGGACUGAUAGACCAGUAAUUCUACUGCAACACGGACUAUUGGGUUCUUCGAGCGAUUGGAUUAUCAAGACUCCGGGAAGCGGAUUAGGAUACUUGUUAGCAGAUGAAGGGUACGAUGUGUGGUUGUUAAACACGCGCGGGAACGAGUACUCUGAGAAGCACGUUGCUCUGCAUCCAGUUUACAACCGCCGGACGUUCUGGGAUUUCUCUUGGCAUGAGAUAGGCGUCUAUGACCUGCCCAACACAAUAGAUUACAUCCUGAAUGUGACUGGACAAGAGCAGGUACUCCACAUUGGACACAGUCAAGGCACGACUACUUUGUAUGUUAUGUUGUCGGAAAGACCAGAGUACAACGAUAAAGUACAAGCACACAUCAGUUACUCGCCCAUUGCGUUUCAUAAACAUACCAUUAGUUUGAUGUUCAGAGUUUUAGCACCUGUUGAAGCUCUUGGAGGACUGACUGCAUUGAAACUUUUUAUCGGCGAGUUCAACUUUGCGCCCAGUAAUAGUUUACUGCGACUUUUUACCGGAAUGAUGUGCACCGACAGGGAGACAACCCAAGUGGUGUGCUCAAAUAUUUACUAUAUGCUAAUGGGAUAUAAUCCAUCGCAGAUGAACUCCACGAUGCUUCCAGUUAUCUACGGACAUUUUCCAGCUGGGUCCUCUAUGAUGCAAAUGGCACAUUAUAUUCAGGAAAUUAAUUCAGGAAAAUUCCGACAAUUUGAUUAUGGAUUCGCUGGUAAUAUGCAAAAAUACAAAAGAAGUCAACCACCGGAGUACAAUUGCAGCGCAGUGCAGGUACCGGUACAUACAUUUUAUGGUGGCAAGGAUGCUUUCGCUCAACUUCAAGACGUCGAAAGGUUCCACGAACUUUUACCAAAUCUGCAAUCAAAGACGUACAUUUCCGAGUGGGCGCACAUGGAUUUCAUGUAUGGGUUAGACGCCGCCGAGAUGGUCUACUAUCCCACGAUGGACAUCCUUGCGCAGUAUUCCAAAUUAGAAAGAAAGAACUUCUUCUCACCACAAAGUCCACCCAAGACUAAAAAACGAAGAGGAAGGACAAGGAAACCCGCGCCGAAGAAAAACUUUAUUUAAUAAUUACCAUUAGAUCAUUUUAAUGCUGACUGUUGACCUAUGUAUAAUUUUUUUAAUUGUUAUUUAUAAUACUGAACGUGAUUUACAUAUGAAAUAUGAAUAAACAAAAUUUAUGAAUGCAACAAGGAAA
Molecule: messenger RNA, 2776 nt
Organism: Dalotia coriaria
Lineage: Eukaryota; Metazoa; Arthropoda; Insecta; Coleoptera; Staphylinidae
Exons: 11
Coding region: 1-2646 (881 amino acids)
Biological process (GO): lipid metabolic process
Source: RefSeq, a predicted model, not a curated record